UUCAUUACAUUAAAAUUAUAUAAUUACAAUCGAUUAAAAUUACAAUUGAAUAUACCCUCCUAAGCCGAAUGUCCAAGCCUCUUGGUCCUCUUCACUAAAGUCAGCGAGGGUUACCAAACAGAUUUUAAUCUUGCAAAGAAUAUGUGCUGAUUUGAUCACCAAUGGAAGCAAAGAGAGGUGAUCAAAGUCAAACCCCUUUGGCUCUGCUGCAUACAUUUCUUUCUAACACGGCUCAUUCAGAUGCACCCAUUGAUUUUUGCGAUCCCUUACUGCACAAGUUUCUCCACUCCAAAAAAACAAACAAUAAAACAUGUUAAUACGCCGCAUCUGUGUAACAACAACAUCCCUUGCUUUGAUCUUCACCCAUUGAUUAUUUUAAUUAACUUUUCUUUCUUUCUUUGUUUUUUGGGUUCAAAUUAUUUUUAUUAAUUAAUAUUCUAAGGUGAAGCGUGCGGCUUCUUUGUGACAUUGAUAGCUUUAAUAAUGCAUCUUCUUCUUAAUCAAAGCUGGCAAUUCUUGUGCUCUAAGAUAUGCCAGCUUAUUGGAUACCGUGUUCGAUCACCUGCUCCUGCUCUGCCCUUCUGGGUCUCUUGGCUAAGGCCUAAGGGUCUGAUUGUUUGCUUAGCAGAGAGUUUUCGAUUUCGCCAUUUCUCCUUUUCUAGAACCAAAUAAGUUUAUGCAGAUGUAUUAGCAGAAAGGAUCACCAUAAGUCAAAACUUAAACCACUUUAUAAUGUCUUUUGAAGAAAGGGUGGCACUUUUCAACUUUAAAACUAGCAAUCUCUGUGGGAAGAAAGAUUUAAAAAAAUGAAAUCAAUGAGAAUUAGGAUUGUUUAAUAGGGAGAGGUGUAAACGUGCCAAUUAAAAUUCAACUUAUUAUACUCUAGCCAGCUUUCAAUUCUUCUUCUGCUCUGUUUCUUAUGCAAUCUUCAUGAAUUUGAGGGAGGUUUGAAAAAUAUAAAAUGCCAAGUACAUAGAAUCUACAAUCUACAUCGAUAAAGCCGCACUUAUGAUUAGAACAACCACACAAGUCGAUGUGGGAGACUUUAAAAAUUAAUCCCACUUUCUUAUUUUAAGCAAUUAAGUCCUAAAAUCCUGCAUGAAUUUAGCAGCUGGAUUGAGCCACAAGUUUGCAGCUGAGUUCCCAUUCAUAAUUCAGAGCACAAAAGCAUAUAUAUCUUAGCUGUUCACGCGUCUAUUUUUAGUGCUUUAUAUUCCCCAAUUCUCAAUCUUCUCUCUCCCCUCAUAUCUACUUUGUGUGAAAGUGAGAGUUGGUUUUAAGAUUUGGUAACAUGGCUGUACAUAGUGAUCCUCAUGCAGCUGAGGUUGCAUCUGAAGCUAUUCUAGAGAACGUGUGGGCGAGCUUUAUCGGUGUGGAUGGAGUGAAAGAAGAAGCAAAAAAGACAACAGAGUUGUCUAAACCCUGGAAAGAACUGCCUCCUCUUGAUGGGAGAGAAGGGUCAAUGGAAAUUCUAGAAAGGCUACCAAGUCUAGGUAGGUGGAUAUCAAUGGGAACCGAGGCCUGGGAAGAGCUUCUUGAUAGUUGUGUUGUUCCUGGACACAAUAUGGAAGUGUCAAGCAAUGUCAAGUUAGAAGGCAAUGGGGCUACAAACUCAGAAUUUGAAGCAAAGGUUGAGAAGAGAAGGGAGAAAGUGGAAAUUAUGAAGCACUACCGCGGAGUUAGGAGGCGGCCAUGGGGUAAGUAUGCAGCAGAAAUUAGAGACUCAACAAGAAAAGGAGCUAGAGUUUGGCUUGGGACUUUUGAGACUGCAGAGGAGGCAGCUUUGGCUUAUGACAAGGCUGCUUUGAGAAUUAGAGGCUCAAAAGCCAUUCUCAACUUCCCUCCUGAAACAGUUGCAAAGGCUAUGGGUUUGGGUUGCUUCAACAUCUGCUCAUCCACAAAUGUUUCAAAUUCCCGGAAGAGAGCAUUGAGGGAGUGGGAAGAAAGUGUUGAGGCAAUGACUGAUGGAAAACCUGCAUUGAAAAGGAAGGCAAGCAUGCAAAACAUGUUGGGGGAUGAAUUUGAUGUGUUUGAGUUCCAAGACCUGGGAAGUGAUUAUUUGGACAGUUUGCUGUCUUCUUUUUGACAAAAAUCUUGUACAUGAAUGCUUCUGUCUCUAAACAUUCUUUGUAGUUGCUAGUCAAGGAGAUGCUGUAUAAGGUUUUUUUUCUUUCAAACUAGCCUUAGAGGAAGAGUUAGCAAAACAUCAUAUAAAUCACCAAAUUUCCCAUGUAUUUUGCAACAUUAAUCAACAAGAUGCUAAGUUAAGGUUGCAUGAUUUGUUCAGAUGGAGAGGGAGAUAAAAAGAAAAAAGUUGGAAAAUGAUAUAUCAGAAAAGAUUCUAAACAGAGACAUAAAGGUUUCCAUGUAAUAGUUCAAUUCAAUUAUUUGUCAUAUCUCUCUUUUAAAGAAGAGAUGCAUUGCCAAGUUCAAAUUGACCAUCUCUAUCUCAAGUCUUAUCUAUUUUCACAUGCUCAACCAUCUUUUCAUAAUUAAAAGGAAUAAAAUAAAGGAAAGCCACCCACUAUAAACCGACCUUAAUUUUUUAUAAUUACUUUUUUUUAGUCUCCUGUUCAAGGUCAACCCUACUAUACCUUCAACUUAUCUAAUUACUUUUUUUCCCCGUUUUUAAUAAGAAAUUUUUUAAAUGUAUUGUCAAGAUGGAGGUUUUGGGUUCAACUUCUAAUAGAAUAGAACAAAAGGAUUAAAAAAAUUUAAAAAAAACAACUAUGGGAUUAGGUAGGACUUAAUUAACCAAACUGGCAAUUAAUUGUAUAUCAAUUAAACACGUAAAAUAUAGGCAUUUUGCUAGUCUGGUCCCCCUAAUAAACAAGGCCAAAAAGUUUAUAUAUUGUAUACCCACCACCAACCAAAGAUUGGCCAGUUUGACAAGUAUACCAGGUAAAGAAUGACUGUCAAAUGUGAACAGGUUGAAGAUUGUUUGUGUUCCCAUUCUGUGGAACCAUAUGCUUAUUGGUUCUCAUCAAUUUCAUCUUUUUCUCAUGAAGUUAGUUUCCACAAACAGAUUGCCUUCAUUUCCAAAACCAGAAAAUAAAAGAUGGCAUUAGCACAAAAAUUCCAACUGAUUCAAUCUUUUAGGUCUUUCUUCUUCACCCAUAACUCUGCAUCUUUCUGGCCUUACUGGCCCUCUUAUUAAGUACAAUACAUACCAAUAAAAUUCACUUCUUGCAGCAGUACAUUUCUGUACCUCUUUUGUUCCUUUCGCAGUGAAUUAUAUUUGUGUGUUUGUGAGUGUUGGCAAAGCAACAAAGCAUUCACAAACAAUGCAAAACUAAUAUACACAGGCUAUGACAAGUAACUGGCUAAUUAGAAAAAGAAAAAGAAAACUUACACACUUUCCAACACAGCUUCAGCUCUGGAACUUACUAUAUGAAAUGAAAUUUAAUGUCCUAAUGCUUGGUAGACAGAAAU
Molecule: messenger RNA, 3432 nt
Organism: Prunus avium (sweet cherry)
Lineage: Eukaryota; Viridiplantae; Streptophyta; Magnoliopsida; Rosales; Rosaceae
Source: RefSeq, a predicted model, not a curated record